Messenger RNA from Microthlaspi erraticum, 492 nucleotides. The record is from the annotation of a GenBank genome assembly. Lineage: Eukaryota; Viridiplantae; Streptophyta; Magnoliopsida; Brassicales; Brassicaceae.
AUGAGUGAUCCUAGAGGCCAGUCUUCAACAACGACUGUCGGAGGAAACGGCGGCGGAGGAGGCGGUGGAAACAGCGGUGGCUCUUUAGGGGGACAGCCGCAAAGAGCAAAGGUGAGGAAGCAAGUGUGGUCUUAUGCGGUGAUCUUUUCCGGGGGACGACGCAUCCUCUUCUUCUUCUUCUUCCGAGGAGACCAGGACGAGCCAUCAUCUUCUUCGGACCAGUUUUCUUUGAUUGCCUUCAUGGCUUCUUCAAAUCAGGAUGAGAUGGAGGAGGAGGAGACUGUGGACCUCCAAGAGGAUUACAUGAGUGGUGAUGAGGAUAUGGAUCAAGAGGAGGACCAACAAUACCCACCAGCCGAGGCAACAAGUACAGUGGAGAGAGGUAAACGCAGGACCUCUAAGUGUUGGAAGCAUUUUAAGGUCAUAGGACCGAAAUAUCCUGAUGGUAGAAGUGACUGCAGAUGUAUCGUUGCAAUUAUACAUACUGCAUAG